Molecule: messenger RNA, 1509 nt
Organism: Debaryomyces fabryi
Lineage: Eukaryota; Fungi; Ascomycota; Pichiomycetes; Serinales; Debaryomycetaceae
Exons: 1
Coding region: 1-1509 (502 amino acids)
Molecular function (GO): oxidoreductase activity, acting on the aldehyde or oxo group of donors, NAD or NADP as acceptor
Source: RefSeq, a predicted model, not a curated record
AUGUCAUUACCACUUGAAUACAAUGUUACAUUACCUGACGGCAAUAAGUUUGUUCAACCUUCAGGGUUAUUCAUUAACAAUGAAUUUGUAAAAAGCAGAUCAGGUAAGACAAUUGAUUCCAUUAACCCUUCAACAGGUGAAAUCAAUGGGUCAGUUUAUGCAGCAGAUGAAGAGGAUGUUGAUUCUGCUGUCAAGUGUGCUAGAAAUGCAUUCAAUACUGUGUGGAGAAAGACUACGGGUGUUGAGAGAGGAGAUUUACUCAAUAAGUUCGCACAGGUCUUACUAGAACAGAGAGACUUAAUUGGUUCCAUUGAGGCCUGGGAUUCAGGAAAGACAAAAGAACAGAAUGCCGUGUAUGAUAUUGACGAAUGUAUCAAUUGUUUUAAGUAUUUUGCAGGAUGGGCCGAUAAAAUUCAAGGUAAGGUGAUCCAGAAUGAUCCAAAAAAGUUGGCAUACACAGUCCACGAGCCAUUUGGAGUGUGUGGGCAGAUUAUUCCUUGGAACUAUCCUUUGGCUAUGGCUGCAUGGAAACUAGCUCCUGCAUUGGCUGCUGGUAAUGUCGUGGUUUUGAAAUCGUCCGAAGUGACCCCCUUAUCCAUUUUGUAUUUGGCAAAGAUUUUCAAAGAUGUAGGCUUUCCACCCGGUGUUGUUAAUAUUUUAUCUGGAUAUGGAGCAACAUGUGGAAAGGCAUUGGCUACUCAUUUAGAUGUCGAUAAAAUAGCUUUCACUGGGUCAACUGCUACUGGAAAGUUGAUUCAGCAAAUGGCUUCUUCUAAUUUAAAGGCUGUGACUUUAGAAUGCGGCGGGAAAUCUCCAUUGAUUGUGAGACAAGAUGCUGAUUUGGACCAGGCUGUUAAAUGGGCAGCCAUAGGUAUCAUGAGUAACCAAGGCCAAAUUUGUACGUCAACUUCCAGAAUCUAUGUUCACGAAUCUGUUUAUGAGAAAUUUAUAACAUUAUAUGCUAAACAUGUAAAAGAAGAAUAUAUUCAGGGUGAUAUGUUCGAGAAAGAUGCAAUCGUUGGUCCACAGGUAUCCAGACAACAGUUUGACAAAGUUUUAUCAUAUAUUGAUAUCGGAAAGAAAGAAGGGGCUAGAGUUGUCUUAGGUGGUGAAAAAAAUACCGAUGGAAACAUGUCGAAAGGAUUUUUCAUUAGACCAACUAUCUUUGCUGAUGUUAAACCAGAUAUGAGAAUUGUCAACGAAGAAAUAUUUGGUCCAGUUGUAACCUGCGGAAGAUUUGCGUCUGACGAAGAAGCUAUCAAAUACGCCAACCAAACGGAAUAUGGAUUAGGAGCAGCAAUAUUUACCUCGGAUAUAACGAAGGCACAUGAAAUGGCAAGUGAUAUUCAGGCUGGUAUGGUUUGGAUAAAUUCUUCUAAUGAUUCAGACUGUCAUGUUCCUUUUGGUGGGGUGAAAAUGAGUGGGGUUGGUAGAGAGUUAGGUGAAUAUGGUUUAUCUAUGUAUACCCAAGCUAAAGCUAUCCACGUUAAUUUAGGUACAAAGUUAUAG